GUCUUUACAGUCUGUAAUUGGUCAAAAUUUGUAUAAAUGUAUAAAUAUAAAUAGAUCUUUAUCAAAAGUUUUGGAGAUAUUAGAUCCACAUUAAAGACAAUAUCGAUUAGAACGGGGCUUAAAAUAAUAUUUAGCUACUUUUAUUGAUACCAUUCAUCAAAGCACGCCGUCGCGAAUAUUUACUUUUUUUUUUCUCAAUUUUACACGAAUGGGUGAAUUAACAGAACAAGAAAAGCUUGAACGUCGUAGACUAAAAAGGCAGCAACGUAUUUUACAGUCAGGUGAAAGUCGUCUUAACAAAAUUACUGGAACUGCAUUUCCAAAUCGAAUCACACCUUCAUCAUCACCUUCACCUUCGCCUUCUACUUCAGCUGUGAAUAAGUCUGAAUCAAUAGAGCACAGUAAUACGCCUACCCCUACUCGUCAACGUAGACCAAGUGAUGAUCCUAGCGAUGAAUUAGGUGCACCACAUACAUUAAAUAAUAGCACUCCAACACGAUCAUUGGCUUCUAAUAAUACUAUGUUCAACGAAAGAUCUCUUGCUAAUAAUGAAGGUACAGCAGACCCUUUCGAACAACUACUUGCAGCCGCUAUGAGUAAUGCAAACGAUGGAGGAGGAUUUAAUCCUCUCGCUGCAUUAUUAGCUAGUCAGAAUAUAAACAAAGGUAAUGGUAAUGAAACAUCAACUAAUUUAGAAGCACUACAAAUGACGGACAAGUCGGCAAAGUAUUGGAAUUUAUUACAUUUAAUGAUGAUGACUAUGUUGGGUUUCUACGCAGUUUAUGCAGAAUGGACACGAGCUGGAUCAAAUAGAUUUGCUUCUUUAUUGUCUAAAGAUGCUUCUUUAACAAAUUUUCCUGCUAUCCAUGUGCCUUUGUUUUGGUAUUUCAUUACUUUAGAAGUAUGUAUGCAGUCAGCACGUUUAUUUUAUCAACAAGGGAAGAUGCCUACUAAUUCCAACACCUUGAUACAACUCGCUACACAAUUACCACAUCCCUUUGGUCAACUUGUGACUAUCUUUUUGCGUUAUAGACUUAUUUGGAGCUGUUUUAUACAAGAUAUUUGCAUAUUAGUCUUUAUUAUUGGUAUUUCUCAAGUCAUAUCAAACAUUUUGUUAUCUUCUUAAAUGAAUAUCUACAAAGAGAAUAAUAAUAAACUUUUUUUUUAUUGUAUAUAUAUAUUGCUAUACAAAAUAUAUAUUACAAAGAUGCAAU
Molecule: messenger RNA, 1214 nt
Organism: Cokeromyces recurvatus
Lineage: Eukaryota; Fungi; Mucoromycota; Mucoromycetes; Mucorales; Mucoraceae
Exons: 4
Coding region: 209-1126 (305 amino acids)
Biological process (GO): retrograde vesicle-mediated transport, Golgi to endoplasmic reticulum
Source: RefSeq, a predicted model, not a curated record